AUGAAUAAUACGGGUGAAUCAGCUGAAAAUGUUACUACAAAGAAACAAGAUUCAUCCACAACUUCAACGGAUUCAAUUGAAACAUUUCAAUUAGAUUUUCAUCGUGUUCACGUUCAUUUCUUAUUUUCGGAACAAGAGAAAAAAGCUAUAUUUGAACGUUUUAAUGAAGCAAAACAAUUUUUGACAAAUGUUAUUUCAGCUGAUCCUCGUUGUACCCGAGUAUGGGCAAAUAUUAUUGCCGAUGCUUAUGAAAAAAUUACAGUACAUUCAUCAACAUCACAAAUUAUUCAACUACUUUUUAGUACAUCAACUAUCACAACAUCUAGGUUACAAGAAUUGAUUGCAACAAAAACUAUUAUCACCAUUGUUCAUCCGGAUGCAGCAGCAAAUCCAUUGGUUCUUGAUCCAGUUAGAACCAAGGAAUAUGCAACAACAACAAGAUUUGAAUAUAAAGCCUUAAUUGCAAUCAAUCCAAUGGUAUUUAACAAUGAAACAACAAUUCAUGGAAGUCGUAUUUCUCGUGAAUCAUGCACUUUGUUUUUGGCUAUUCUUUUAUCACAUGAAAUUACUCAUGCAGUUAAAUAUAUUGGUGAAAAACAAAAAACUACACCAGAAUUAUCAUUUUUUAGAACAUAUUCAAGUCCUGAUGAAUAUGAUGGUGGAAAUGCAUUGGAACACGAAUUGUUUUGUGGUGAAAUGCAUAUUAAUCGUGAUUGUACAUUUCGUCGAUUAGGAUUAAAACGUCAACGUAUAAAUGAUAGUAGAAAAACUCAUUAUGAUUAUUCCGAAUCAACUGAUUAUGAAAAUAAGAACGAUGAAGAACUUGUACCUCUACUUCGUUAUCAUACACGAACAAGUGUUUUUAAAGAAAUGGAUAAUGUUAAUCCAAAUGAAUAUUAUCAAUCGUUGUUAAAGUACCACUGUAAAAAAGACACUUCGCAAGCUGAAUCUCCAGAUGAUCCACUAUUAUCAUGA
Messenger RNA from Rotaria sp. Silwood1, 975 nucleotides. NCBI's taxonomy places the organism in Eukaryota, Metazoa, Rotifera, Eurotatoria, Philodinida, Philodinidae. The record is from the annotation of a GenBank genome assembly.